Histoplasma mississippiense is the source of this 180-nucleotide messenger RNA. RefSeq lists its product with no specific name. Lineage: Eukaryota; Fungi; Ascomycota; Eurotiomycetes; Onygenales; Ajellomycetaceae. The record is from RefSeq and is a predicted model, not a curated record. Bases 1 to 180 code for a protein of 59 amino acids. The transcript has 4 exons.
AUGGUGUUUGACAUCCUUACAACUACCCACGAACAUAGGGGUACAUUUGAAUUUUCCACUUUUCCAACUGUUUCUAUUGAGAGAUUCCUUCCCCCAUCUCUAACAGCAAGAUUGGAACCAAAGAUAAAUUAUCAGUCAAAUCAGAGCAAAACCCCGAACGAGCCCAAUUCUUCGAAUUAG